Molecule: messenger RNA, 1473 nt
Organism: Antechinus flavipes (yellow-footed antechinus)
Lineage: Eukaryota; Metazoa; Chordata; Mammalia; Dasyuromorphia; Dasyuridae
Product: E3 ubiquitin-protein ligase RNF181-like
Exons: 5
Coding region: 534-1253 (239 amino acids)
Biological process (GO): protein ubiquitination
Cellular component (GO): cytoplasm
Molecular function (GO): ubiquitin protein ligase activity
Source: RefSeq, a predicted model, not a curated record
CAGAAGACCCAAGGCUGAGAUUUUAUCUGGGAAAAGGGAUGCUGGGUGUCGGGAUUAUUGGGGUUUGGGUUUUCACUGCUCUGGUAUGACUCAACCAUCUUUGCAGUGAACAUUUUUUUUGUCCUUGUUUUUCUAUCAUGUUCAUUUCCCAAUUUACAUUUCCACCCACUCCUCCAUUACACUCACUCUACAACCAAAAAGCACACGGGCAAAGCCCGGGGAAAACAGUUCUGGCCAUGGAUCCAGCCACAUUCUGUCCCCAUGGAUCCGUUUCCCCCCUCCUAGACUGAGGAGAGAGGCGUGUCUUCAGCAAUCCACUGGAAAUGAGAUUGUCAUGAAAAUUCAUCAGACUUCCCUACUAGUUUAGAGUUGGCUUCUUUUACCUUUGUGUAAUUAUUGUGCAUAUCUUUCCCCGAUUUUCUUUCUGCAUCUCUUUACGCCAGUCCCACCAUGUUUCUCUAUAUUCAUGAUGGUCAUUUCUCACAGAGCAUAUCCUGUUUCAUUCAUGAGCCAUUACUCAGUCAUUUUCCCCAAUGGACUUUGUCUCCGAUCAUCCGCUUUCACAAACAUACAAAAACAAUGCCAUGAAUAUAUUGGUAUAUUUGGGGACUUUCUUUCUGCCCAGGACACUUUUCAAUGGGAUGGGCAUUGAGCUGCCAACAGGUGAGCUCUUUAGCUGGGAAAACCGACUUCCUCCCCCUGCUGCCAAGAGAGCCGUGGAGAACCUGCCAAAAUCCACCAUCACAGGGGCCCAGGCUGACGCAGGUGUCAAAUGCCCUGUAUGUCUUCUGGAGUUUGAGGAGGAGCAGACUGCCCUGGAGAUGCCCUGUGAGCAUCUAUUUCAUUCAGACUGCAUCGUGCCCUGGCUAGGCAAGACCAACAGUUGCCCUCUGUGCAGAUAUGAGCUGCCUACAGACAAUGAGGACUAUGAAGAUUACAGGAGAGAAAAGUCAGGGAAGGAUCCAGAGAUGUGCCUGGAUCCCGCUGAAAGGAGGGAACGUCUCCUCUCAGACCAGAAUGCUUUUGCUAGGGCCAACAAGGCCCUGGCCCUGAAACAGCCUUGGGCAGACUUGGAUGGGAACAUCCGAUGCCGCCUCUUCUUGGGUCUGAUCAUCACGGCCUUAAUGCUGCCCCUCUUGAAGUGGAUUAUUGUGGCUACCACGGAGCGUCCUGUGAAUCUUCAUAACCCGGCAGCGUGGCAUCAGGGGGCCACGGCCAAAGGUUGGGGCUUCGAUCCAAGACCAGGAGACUAAACUGGAUCAUGGGGAAAGAGAAGCCAGCUCCGCCCAACCAUUGGGUCCCAUUAAGGAAUACUGGUUGGUGCUGGAGUUGAAGAAACCCUGGGGAGCCCUCUUUGGUGGGCUUGGUUCCACCAGUUGUACCCUUGCACGCUGACCCCAGCCCCCAGGGGUAUAAGCUAAAUCACCCCUUGCUACAUAGAGCUGAAUAAAAACCCCUCCAGGGUAAAAGGAA